Molecule: messenger RNA, 2772 nt
Organism: Gymnogyps californianus (California condor)
Lineage: Eukaryota; Metazoa; Chordata; Aves; Accipitriformes; Cathartidae
Gene: LGR5
Product: leucine rich repeat containing G protein-coupled receptor 5
Exons: 18
Coding region: 1-2727 (908 amino acids)
Biological process (GO): G protein-coupled receptor signaling pathway
Cellular component (GO): membrane
Molecular function (GO): protein-hormone receptor activity; protein binding; G protein-coupled receptor activity
Source: RefSeq, a predicted model, not a curated record
AUGGCGACGUCCCGCGCUGCCCGCGCCCUCCUCCUGCUCCUCCUCUUCUGCCUGCCGGGGCUGCGGCGUGGGGCGCGGGGCGGCGGGCAGCGCCCGCGGGGCUGCCCGGCGCCGUGCCGCUGCGAGCAGGAGGGCAUGCUCCUCCGCGCCGACUGCUCCGACCUGGGGCUCACGGCCGUGCCCGCCAACCUCAGCGUCUUCACCUCCUACCUUGAUCUCAGUAUGAACAACAUUACUAAGCUGCCCUCAAACCCCGUGCACAAUCUCCGCUUCCUGGAAGAGCUACGUCUUGCAGGAAAUGGCUUGACAUACAUUCCUAAGGGAGCAUUUGCCGGCCUUUUCAGUCUUAAAGUGCUGAUGCUGCAGAAUAACCAACUACGCCAGGUUCCUACUGAAGCACUCCAGAACUUGCGCAGCCUGCAGUCUCUACGUCUGGAUGCCAACCACAUCAACUAUGUGCCCCCCAACUGCUUCAAUGGCUUGGUCUCCCUCAGACACCUGUGGCUAGACGAUAAUUCUUUGACAGAAAUUCCUGUCCAAGCUUUUAGAAGUUUACCAGCACUUCAGGCAAUGACAUUGGCACUGAAUAAAAUUCAUUACAUACCAGACUAUGCUUUUGGAAACCUCUCUAGUUUGGUAGUUCUACAUCUCCAUAACAAUAGAAUCUACUCCCUGGGAAAGAAAUGCUUUGAUGGGCUCCACAGCCUAGAGACUUUAGAUUUAAAUUACAACAGUCUGGACGAGUUCCCCACUGCUAUCAGGACACUAACAAACCUAAAAGAACUGGGAUUUCAUAGCAAUAACAUCAAGUCUAUACCUGAGCGUGCAUUUGUGGGUAAUCCAUCACUUAUUACAAUACAUUUUUAUGAUAAUCCUAUCCAGCUUGUGGGAAAAUCUGCUUUUCAGCACUUACCAGAACUCAGAACUCUGACUUUAAAUGGUGCUUCACAGAUAACAGAGUUUCCUGAUCUGACAGGGACUACAAGUCUGGAGAGUUUGACACUCACAGGAGCACAGAUCACCUCGCUCCCCAAAUCAGCUUGUGACCAGUUAUCUAAUCUCCAAGUGCUGGAUCUGUCUUAUAACCUGCUGGAAGAUUUACCCUGUUUUACUGCGUGUAAAAAACUCCAAAAAAUUGACUUGCAUCACAAUGAAAUCAGUGAAAUCAAAGCAGACACGUUUCGGCAGCUGGCUGCUCUUCGGUCUCUGGAUUUAGCUUGGAACAAAAUUAAAAUUAUUCACCCCAAUGCCUUCUCCUCUUUACCAUCUCUGAUCAAACUGGAUGUGUCAUCCAACCUUUUGUCCUCUUUUCCUGUGACGGGGCUACAUGGUUUAACUCAUUUAAAAUUAACAGGAAAUCAUGCCCUACAAAGUUUGAUAUCAUCUGAAAAUUUUCCAGAACUCAAGGUCAUGGAAAUGCCUUAUGCUUAUCAGUGCUGUGCCUUUGGAGCUUGUGAGAGCCACUACAAAAUCUCCAGCCAAUGGAACAAAGAUGAGAAUAGCAGCAUUGACGAUCUUCACAGGAAGGAUGCUGGAUUGUUACAAAUUCAAGAUGAGCGUGACUUUGAAGAUUUUUUUCUUGACUUUGAAGAAGAUUUGAAAGCUCAUCAUUCAGUGCAAUGCUCACCUUCUCCAGGUCCCUUCAAACCAUGUGACCAUCUGUUUGGUAGCUGGCUGAUCAGAAUUGGAGUGUGGACCAUAGUGGGUUUGACCUUUAUUUGCAAUGCACUGGUGUCUGCUACAGUGUUCAGAUCUCCAUUGUAUAUGUCCUCCAUAAAACUUUUGAUUGGUUUAAUAGCUAUUGUAAAUGCCUUGAUGGGUCUGGCCAGCGGAGUACUGGCUAGCGUGGAUGCCUCAACUUUUGGUAGCUUUGCUCAGUACGGAGCAUGGUGGGAAAGUGGAACUGGUUGCCAAAUAACUGGCCUUCUCUCUAUAUUUGCUUCAGAGGCUUCCAUUUUCCUCCUUACCCUAGCUGCACUUGAGCGUGCAUUCUCUGUAAAGCACGCUACAAAGUUUGAAACAAAAUCCUCCAUUGCUAGUGUAAAAAUUGCCAUUUUCUUUUGCUUUAUGGUGGCACUAAUCAUUGCAGUGAUACCACUCCUCACUGGGAGUGAGUAUGGGGUUUCUCCGCUUUGUUUACCACUACCAUUUGGAGAACCCACUGCUAUGGGCUACAUGGUAGCACUGGUAUUGCUGAACUCCCUUUGUUUUCUGGUAAUGACUAUUGCUUAUACAAAGCUCUACUGUAGUUUAGAGAAGGGAGAACUAGACAACAUUUGGGAUUGCUCUAUGGUCAAACAUAUAGCCUUGCUACUUUUUACUAAUUGCAUUCUUUAUUGCCCUGUGGCCUUCUUAUCUUUUUCCUCCUUACUAAACCUCACUUUUAUCAGCCCAGAAGUGAUUAAGUCAAUACUGCUAGUGAUUGUCCCACUGCCUGCAUGUCUAAACCCACUCCUUUAUAUACUUUUCAAUCCACACUUUAAGGAGGACUUGGGAAGUCUGCGAAAGCAAACUUUGUUAUGGAGGAGAUCAAAACAUGCUAGUCUGAUCUCUGUGAAUUCAGAAGACAUAGAAAAACAAUCUUGUGACUCAACACAAGCAUUGGUAACCUUCACAAGUGCCAGCAUAUCAUAUGAUAUGCCUACCAGCAAUUCACUAAUGCCAUCAUCUUAUCAGAUGACAGAAAGCUGCAAUCUUUCAUCAGUCGCAUUUGUUCCAUGUCGCUAGUUUCAGUGGCAGUACAGAAAAUAUCUAUGUUUACAAAAUUUUUAA